AUGUACCGGCUAACAGUUAACCUACUGCUCAUCCUGUUGUCCAUAGGACUCUUGGAUGCCACGCCCAUUGUCAACGCUGACCAGCAACUUGUGCGCAAAACGCGACAUCUUGGCGCACUCCUCGGCGGUGGCAUUGUAGGCGGAGCAGUGGGUGGAGCUGGCGGUGGCUACGUUGGUCCGCCCGCUAUACAAACAGUGCCCGUCGUUCAAAACGUUCCCGUCAUAACAACAGUGCCAGUGGUAACUCAUAUACAGACAGCAGUUCCAAGUUAUGGAUAUGGACCAAGCUAUGGCUACGCACCAAGAAGUCUUGGAUAUGGUGGGCUGGGAGGACUGGGCGGCUUGGGCGGCGGAGCAGCAGCUGGCGGCUUCGUUGGUGGCGGCAUUGGAUUCGCCAAGUUUAAAGGGAUCGGCAUCGGCGGCCUCUUCGGUUAA
Molecule: messenger RNA, 435 nt
Organism: Drosophila busckii
Lineage: Eukaryota; Metazoa; Arthropoda; Insecta; Diptera; Drosophilidae
Product: acanthoscurrin-1
Exons: 1
Coding region: 1-435 (144 amino acids)
Source: RefSeq, a predicted model, not a curated record